Molecule: messenger RNA, 475 nt
Organism: Rasamsonia emersonii CBS 393.64
Lineage: Eukaryota; Fungi; Ascomycota; Eurotiomycetes; Eurotiales; Trichocomaceae
Product: Allergen Asp F7
Exons: 1
Source: RefSeq, a predicted model, not a curated record
UCCUGAGCCGACCACCUCUGCUGCUCCCGAGCCCACUACCACUCCGGCUCCGGCUCCGGCUCCUGAGCCUUCCUCGACGACCUCCAGUGCUCCUGCCCCGUCCAGCUCUUCCAGCUCCAGCUCUGGCUCUGGCUCCGGCUCCAGCUCCAGCGGCCAGUGCUCCGAGAGCUCUCCUUGCGCGGGUGACGGAACCUACUACAACACGGCCGAUACCAUGACCAACCCCAGCUUCUGCGACACUGCUAACGAUGGUUACGCCGAGAACGUCGUUGCUCUCUCCUCGGCUAUCAUGAACGAGGGCUACUGCGGCAAGACCAUCACCGUUUCCUACAACGGCAAGACCUCGACCGCUAAGGUGGUGGACAAGUGCCCGAGCUGCAGCGCGAGCUCCAUUGACAUGUCGCCCGCCCUGUUCGGUGACCUCGCCGAUCUGGCUUUGGGUCGGAUCCACGUCGAGUGGUGGUUCAACAACUAA